Molecule: messenger RNA, 1088 nt
Organism: Fragaria vesca subsp. vesca
Lineage: Eukaryota; Viridiplantae; Streptophyta; Magnoliopsida; Rosales; Rosaceae
Product: protein IRX15-like
Exons: 1
Coding region: 1-999 (332 amino acids)
Biological process (GO): xylan biosynthetic process
Source: RefSeq, a predicted model, not a curated record
AUGAAGACCACCACCACCACCACAACCACUGCUGCCGCCAACACCAAGCUCAUCCUCCUCCACCCCUCCUCCAACUUCCACAAACCCACCACUAAUGUUUCCGUCUCCCACCGCCUUUGGCUCCUCUUCUUCUUCACCUUCUUCACUCUCGCUUUCUCCCUCGCUCUCUUCAACACCACCCUCCCCAACCCCACCUCUCUCUCCCCCACCUCCACCAUCCCCCUCCCUCCCUCCAUCUCCGACGCGCUUCUCCACUACGCCAUUUCCUCCAACGCUUCAUCCUCCUCGUCCCACAUGUCCCUCACCGAGAUCACAGCCAUCUCCAAUGUUCUAAGCACCUGCUCCCACACGUGUAACUUCCUCGUCUUCGGCCUCACGCACGAGUCCCUCCUCUGGCACGCCCUCAACCUCAACGGCCGAACCGUCUUCCUCGACGACAACGAGUUCCUCAUCUCCAAGUUCGAACAGUCCCACCCAUACCACGGCAUCGAAGCCUACGACGUGUCGUUCGCCACCAGGGUCAAGGACUUCAAGUCCCUCCUCUCCGCCGCCAAGUCUCAACUCCAACACGACUGUCGUCCGGUGCAGAACUUGUUGUUUUCCGACUGCAAGCUCGGGAUCAACGACAUGCCGAAUCACAUAUACCAAGUCCCUUGGGAUGUGAUCUUGGUGGACGGCCCAAGUGGGUAUUCUCCGGCGUCGCCUGGUAGGAUGGCACCGAUUUUCACCGCCGGAGUUUUAGCCCGGAGCAAGAAGGGCGGCGGGGACAAGACCCAUGUUUUCGUUCACGAUAUUUUUAGAAAUGUUGAGAGGGUUAGUAGCGACGAGUUUCUUUGCCGGGAAAACUUGGUGGAGGCUGUGGAUUUGUUGGGGCAUUUUGUUGUGGAGAAAAUGGAAGAUAACAGAUUUGAGUUUUGUAGAAACUCGGCAUUAUCAUCAUUACGGUCUUCAUCUGAAUCAUCAGGGAAUGAAGACGGUGAUGAUGAUGAAGAUGAUUAAAUUUAGAUGUUUUUUUUUUUUUUAUUAAUUUCUGGGGUUUUGUAAAUUAUAUAUACACUGUUAUAGUUAUUACAUAGUUGUUUUUUUUU